Leptinotarsa decemlineata (Colorado potato beetle) is the source of this 829-nucleotide messenger RNA. It is a transcript of the gene Cisd2, whose product is annotated as CDGSH iron sulfur domain 2. Gene Ontology annotation, molecular function: 2 iron, 2 sulfur cluster binding. Gene Ontology annotation, cellular component: mitochondrial outer membrane; intracellular membrane-bounded organelle. Lineage: Eukaryota; Metazoa; Arthropoda; Insecta; Coleoptera; Chrysomelidae. Gene Ontology annotation, biological process: regulation of autophagy. The record is from RefSeq and is a predicted model, not a curated record.
GAACAUCGCAGUUUUCUAAGGUCACUGGAUUUGACUGGAUUAGAAAUCAGAAUAAGCUGUGUGAGGAGUUUGUGUGGUUAUUUUUAUUAAUUAAUUAAGUAAAAUACAAGUAUUUUGUCUGAAAUUUUAGAGUAUUUUGUACAAUUUCCAUUGGCAUCAGUUUCUUAGUGGCGUUAAUCAAGUUUAGUCUUUGUCACUGACGAAAGAAGAGCUUUUCGGGGUCAAAGGUGUUGAGCAGUUUUGGUGGAUUUUUCUAGAAUUUUAUAAACUUUUAUAGUAAAUAUGCAGCCUAUUGCGUACGUAGUAAAAAAUGCUAUCCCCAAUUAUUUAUCCAAUUUACCUAUUCCCGAUUCAGUUGGAGGAUGGUUUAGGUUAGGAUUUAAAGAUUGGCUAGCUCUGAUUCCACCCACAGCUCUGGCAGCUGGUUUCACCUAUAUCUCAUAUAAAGCUUUCUGUCCACAUGGUCGUCCUCCACCAUGCUCGAAAGUGAAUCCAGAUAUUCUCAAGAGAAAUGAAAAAGUAGUUGAUGCAGUUGAUGUAGAAGAUAUUGCAGAAAAAGCUGUAUUCUGCAGGUGCUGGAGGAGCAAAAAUUGGCCAUAUUGUGAUGGCAGUCAUGGCGAACACAACAAACUAACCGGCGACAAUGUUGGACCUCUGAUAGUCAAAAAGAAGUAGAACCAACAGCAAAAACUUCCUAGUUGAAUUUUAGUUGUGUAUAUUUUAAUGAGGGUUUUAUCUUCACAUUUUCAUUUUUCCAAGAUUCCUUAUAGAUUGUUGUUGAUUAUAGUAAUAUUUUUUUGAGUUAACAAUAAUUAUUAUGUAGCAAAAA